Messenger RNA from Hylaeus volcanicus, 2209 nucleotides. RefSeq names its product chloride intracellular channel exc-4 (gene Clic). The transcript is spliced from 4 exons. Lineage: Eukaryota; Metazoa; Arthropoda; Insecta; Hymenoptera; Colletidae. Gene Ontology annotation, cellular component: cytoplasm; apical plasma membrane. The coding region runs from base 152 to 934 and encodes 260 amino acids. The record is from RefSeq and is a predicted model, not a curated record. Gene Ontology annotation, molecular function: chloride channel activity. Gene Ontology annotation, biological process: chloride transport.
CGCGCUGCGUCAGUAUUCCGCGAGCUUCCAUCGUGUUCUGUUGGAGUUUAUCGUUGAGGAAGGAAAACCGCGUUCCGUUCGUUCGUGAAACUACGGUGUAGGAUAAAAAGAGUGGCUUUCCCCCGAUAGCUACGGAAGAACGUAUUCGAGGAUGGCGGACGACAGUCACGAGAACGGCACCAGCAACGGCGACGUGCCCGAGAUCGAGCUGAUCAUCAAGGCAUCCACCAUCGAUGGCCGACGAAAAGGCGCCUGCCUCUUCUGCCAGGAGUACUUUAUGGAUCUCUACCUUCUCGCCGAGCUAAAAACUAUCUCACUCAAGGUGACCACGGUCGACAUGCAGAAACCACCGCCAGACUUCCGCACCAACUUCCAAGCGACUCCGCCGCCGAUUUUAAUCGACAACGGUGACGCGAUAUUGGAGAACGAGAAAAUCGAGCGGCACAUCAUGAAAAACAUUCCCGGUGGACACAAUCUCUUCGUGCAGGACAAAGAAGUGGCUACCCUCGUCGAAAACUUGUUCAGCAAACUAAAACUAUUAUUACUGAACGCGAAGGACAAGGAUAAAGAUCCGAAAUCCUCGUCGCUAAUGGCACAUCUGCGCAAAAUCGACGAGCAUCUGGGCCGCAAAGGCACGCGGUUCCUCACAGGCGACACAAUGUGUUGCUUCGACUGCGAGUUGAUGCCGCGGCUCCAACACAUUAGGGUUGCCGGCAAGUACUUCGCGGACUUUGAGAUCCCAGAAACUUUGGUGCAUCUGUGGCGGUAUAUGCAUCACAUGUACAGGCUGGAUGCCUUUUUGCAAAGUUGCCCGGCCGACCAGGAUAUUAUUAAUCAUUAUAAGCUGCAACAGAGCAUGAAAAUGAAGAAACACGAAGAACUGGAAACUCCAACAUUCACAACCAGUAUCCCCAUCGAGGUCAACGACGACUAGGCUGGACCUCUGCCGUCGGGUCUACGAUCUCGUUACUUUGAUUCGGAAAGAUUAUCGUCGGUAUUCGGUGUAGACACGUACACGAACGCGAACACGAACGGUGUAAACACGACCGGUGUAAACACGACGGCGCAGUAAACGUUUUUACUAUUAGUUCCAACGGACGUCUCCGUCUAGGAAGAAUUCAUUAUUUAUAAGAAGUAUUCGGAAUCACACGAGCAUUCUAUUAAAAAUAUUCCAUCAUUUCGAUUCCGAUUACGUCGACGCCGUUAUACCGAUUUAUAUAACACUUUUUGCUACGUAUAUUUGAUAAACUAUCGACUAUUAAGGCUUUCAAAAAUGACCUGUAUAUGCGUGUCCAGAGAACUAUAUGAUUUUUUCCCCUCAGAUCCUUAUCGUUCUACGUUGUUUUUCUUUCUUUACGCUACGUAUAAAUUUCGUUACGUAGUCUUUUGACUUGAGUAGCAUUAUUAUUAGAAAAGGCAUUUUAAUCUUUUACAUGUACUUUAGAUCAAAACCUCGUAUUUUUGUAAGAGGAAGUUUAGGUGUUUUUUUUCAUCCAUCUUCUUAUGACGAGCAAAAGGGACGUAUGCAUUCGAAUUAAAAUUAUCUACCGAAUACGUUGAUAUAUUAUUUGUUAUUUUUUUCUCCUUUUUUUAAAAACUGCAAUUGUAUUUAGCGUGCAUUUCUAUAUUAUAAUCAAUAAAACGACGCAAUGCUUAUUCUUUAAAGGCCCUGUAUACAUUUUCUUCGAUUUCUUAGUUACACCACCCCAUCUAAGCAGAAAGGAAUAAUCUAGUCUGAUCUACUUCGUCUAAUAAUAAAAUUUCUGAAAACAUCUUUUCAAACAUAAUUUACAAUAGGAUUUAAAGAAGACCUGGUGCAUACGUUUCUUCUAAGGUCUAUGUUAAGUACGAUACAAAGUUCUUAGUUAAAUUCGUUUCAUUGUUGUUCGUUUCGUUUAAAAUUCUUAACUUUACAAAUGGUCCUGUGGCUAAGAGAAAUUUAACAAGUAAUUCUUCGGUGUUAUGAACCACAUUGUAAAUGAUGAUUUUAAAGUGGAAGAACGAUCGUCCCGAAAAUAGUGCUUAUUUCUAUUAACGUAGUCCAACGAUUUAACAAACUCGGUAUUUCGUAUUAGUGAUUAUAUUAUUAUUAUUAUUAUUAUUAUUAUUGUCAUAAAUAUUAUUACUAUUAUUGUAUUACUUUGGUUUAUACUCGUAGAAAUGAAUAUACCAGUGUUUACAAUAAACCUCGGGUUCGUUGAUAUUUCUA